Gasterosteus aculeatus aculeatus (three-spined stickleback) is the source of this 2795-nucleotide messenger RNA. It is a transcript of the gene tceanc, whose product is annotated as transcription elongation factor A N-terminal and central domain containing. The record is from RefSeq and is a predicted model, not a curated record. Gene Ontology annotation, cellular component: nucleus. Gene Ontology annotation, biological process: DNA-templated transcription. NCBI's taxonomy places the organism in Eukaryota, Metazoa, Chordata, Actinopteri, Perciformes, Gasterosteidae.
GGGUUUUGUCUCUUUGCUUCACUCCAGCUGGACCCCACCCAUCUGCACGGACACACACACGCACCGAAAAAAACAGAAAGCAACAAAAACUUGCACAUCCAACGUUUGAAAGCUUGGGAGUCGGCCGUUUGUUGCGGGGAGAGAAACCCCAUCAGUGCUCCCUUGCAGGCCUCCGCCGCCAUUGUCCCUGCUGCAUCAGUCUUGAGUGCAGAUUUUAAAUAUUAGACAAGGAGGGUGAUGUCAUACCUCAGGUUACAUAAUGGCACCCCGCUAAGCUGUUCAUAUGUCAAGGAGUUAUUUUUGUGUGAAUAAUAACAUCUAUGGGAGGGGUCAACCUUUGAUUAAUGGAGCUGCUUUUAUUCAUGUUAUAAAUAAUAUGUGGUUCCCGUGGAGCGAGGCAGCCUUCUUUUCAUUCACAGGCAGCAACCAUUAAAUACGCCCUGACAGAUAAACAUCAGACAAAAGACAAAAUUGUGUUAUUAAAGUGUCUUUCAGGCUGAAAUCUCUCUUAAAUGGGGGAAGUUGAUUUUUUUCUCAAUUCGAAAGUGGAAAUCGCAACAACAAAAAGAAAAAUCAAUGACUUAAAAAGCCAAACAUAAUCCCCCCAUUUCCAUGAAUACUUUACACCCGGCCCCUAAAUUGCACUCACAUGUUGUUGCCACAUUCAGUGACGUGCUUUCCACAUUCAAAUCGUGUUGAAUUAAUACAUGCGCAAAUUGAAAAAACAAAACAGUGUGUGCUUAUAUCAAACCGGCUCUGAGGAGCUUCUAACAGCUAAAUCGUCUCUCUCCGAUGUCGAGGUUUCAAAACGCACGCAAACAUUUCUAAGCCUCACAACCAUGAAUUAUCCUGCAGAGUCAUUCAUCUUCUUCCUCAGUAACAUAUAAUUGCAGAACAGCCGAGGAGGCUUGCCUCAUCUCGUACUGCAAUAACGUCCGCUCUUCUGAAGAAUUCUGGUCUGCAAACUGUUUGGUAUGUGAGCGCUACUUGUUUCUGCACGCAGAAACCCAGCAUCACAACCCUGCAGAGACACCAAUAGUCACAAUCACAGAGAUUAAUAGGAAUACAUACCCUCGCUUCCGCCUACGCUGUUAAUCCAGCUUUGUGGUUAUUGUCAACAUAUUAAAAAAAAGGGGGUUAUGAAAAUACACAGAAAUCUAGAGUGGUUUCUAAAUGUGCAAUAACCUGCCAGAGCUAAAGGCACGCAAGUAAAUCCUCCCAAAAAGAGCUAAUCCCACUGUACAUUCUGCACAAACCACAGCACAACUGCGAGGCCCUGCUAUUGUGACACAAUAACAGAUGCGACACACCACAAAAAUACCACAAGGAGGAUUACAGGAUUCAGGAUGACACUCGGGCUCACAAUUAUGCCUCCUUUGCAGAAUAAUGCCCGCAGUCCAACGCAUUACAGGAAACAGAAAUGUAACCAAAACAGGUGGCAUCAGUUCUCAGCCUCCGGCCCAUUGAGUUUCUGCAUCGUAAACUUAUGUCACACGAGCCCAAAGGCCUCGCGAGGGACGUCGCUCUGUGAGGUUCCGCCGCCAUCUACAGGGGACUUUGGGCCACUUCAUGUUUCUCACACCGAUCCAACAUGGCUGCUCCCUCGCAGACGUUUCCUGGCUUCCUGCUCGUGUGAAGUGGGGACUGCAGCCACCAUGGAUGCAGAGGAGAUGGUCCACUGUGCCGUGCAGACAGAGAGCCCAGAGGAUCCCCCCGGCCUCCCUCGCCGGAUGUCUCCCCCGCAGGAGGCCGAGGGUGGGGGAGACACCUGCGCUGAUUCAGCACAGACAGGCAACAGCCGAGCCAAGCGUGCGCGACAAGAAGCCUCCUCCCCGGCGGCGGAAGCCGGCCUUUCUUCCUCAGCACAGGGCCCAUCCGCGUCGUGCGCUUUCUCGCCCGUGAGAUCCAAAUGUGUUCAGCUCCUUCUCGCUGCCCUCCGCCCCCAACUUCCCGACGGAGGCGCGGCCGCAGAGCUGGCCGGCGACAUCGAGCGGCACAUCCACGAGCUCCACAAACCCGCCAAGUACAAAGCACGCGUGAGGAGCAAGGUGGCCAACUUGAGGAAUCCUAAAAACCGGCACCUGGCCCGGGGCCUCCUGAGCGGCUCCCUGUCGGCCGAGGCCUUCGCCCGGAUGUCCGCGGAGGAGAUGGCCAACGCGGAGCUGCGGCAGCUCAGGGAGGAGUACUCGUCCCGGGGGGUCAGCGAGAGGCAGCUCCCUCGAGGGGUCGAAGGCACGCCGACGCAGAGGAUCCGCUGCAAAAGAUGCGGGGGGUCGGACUGUCGGGUGACGCAGGUGUCCAGGGGGACCCUCUUCCUGCCAGCGUGGGUGAGGCAGAGCGGCCCCGACGAGGACGCCGUGACCUUUGUGACCUGCAGCGCUUGUGGGCAGCAGUGGUACCACAGCGGCUGGGUCUGCCUCUAGAUACGAGUGUCGACCCAAAUGAAUGUGCAAAGUCUCUGGCAUGGAUUGAGAAACCUGCAGUGAUAAAAACAUUGUUCUCGUGGUUCCUGUUGUAGUCACUUGAAAAUGUCGACUUGAGCUGCAAAAUGAGCCCAACGUGUUUGUUUAAAUACUCCAAUAACAGUAUAACUAUACUUUUCUGCAGCCUCUUAAAUGUGUCGAGUAUUUUCUGCAACAUUGAAAGAGGAGGAAUGUCCCAGGGAUGCGGACACAAAGGACAGAGCCUUUUCUCGGCAUGGAGCACAUGUUUGGGAUUUAAACAAGACAUGUUUUUAGGAUGCAUCCUUUAUGUUGGGUGGGCAUUUACCAGUAAACGGAAAAAAAGACCAGUCA